This is a messenger RNA of Ctenocephalides felis (cat flea), 2065 nucleotides long. RefSeq names its product protein spartin. Bases 180 to 1751 code for a protein of 523 amino acids. Gene Ontology annotation, biological process: cell division; negative regulation of BMP signaling pathway. Lineage: Eukaryota; Metazoa; Arthropoda; Insecta; Siphonaptera; Pulicidae. Gene Ontology annotation, cellular component: plasma membrane. The transcript has 11 exons. The record is from RefSeq and is a predicted model, not a curated record.
AAGAUUUUAAAUUAGUAAUUGAAUAAUUAUUUGUGUAAUCUUAAACGUUCUGUACUUUGAACAUAUAUCAUGCUUUCUUUCGACAUUGAUAUUACAACAGAAAUAGUUAUUGCGUAGAAUAUUGCACAAUUUGUUAUUAGUGUUGCACAGAAGAUUGAUAUUAAAUUAAAUAUUUCAAAAUGGGAAACCAAGCAUCUUCAAGACAUUGGUACGAAACUGCUGAGAAAAUAAAGGAAUAUUAUAUUAAAGCUUUCACUGAUAUUGAAAAAGGAAUUACUUGUGAGGAAAAUGAAAAACCACAUGAGGCUCUCAAAUAUUACAAAUUGGGAAUCUAUCACAUAGACCAAGCUCUUAAAAUACCAGUGGAAUACCCAGAAAAUGUUAUGGAUGAUAGCUUCAAAGAAGCUGUCGCGAUGGUGCAGAAGAUGAAAGGAACAAGAGGAGAAGUUCUUCAGAGAAUUACUCAAAUUAUGAAAUCACCUGCUUACGAAAAGGAGAAGAGCGCUUCACCAGAAUUGGGAACUGAAGGAUCUAUCACUUACAGUGAUUUAGCAAAGGCUCUAGAAAAUCUCAAAUCAUCAACUUUGCGAUCAGAAUCAACCGCAGUAGAAGUAUUUAAAUGUAAUGAUGUGAAAAUAUUUCAAAUAAAAGCUGAUGGCACAGUAACCUCUCAUACUAUUGAACCGGAAUUGAGUGUAGUGAAAAUUACAGAUAAUCGAGAUCAUACUUAUUCUAUGAAAGCAGGUGAAUGGGUUUACCCAUUGAUACCUGGUGUAUCUCCAUGCUACAGGGCCAAGUUUAAAGCUUUUAUUUUUCCUGAUUUAUUUUCAACUAUACCUGGAAAUGCCAUUGGUUUGGUUGUACCUGAAAAAUUUGAUGAUCAGUUACUAUCACUUCUGGAAGAUAUAUUACAUGGAAUUGUCUAUCAAGGAGCUGAAUCUCAUUCUUUGUCAGUGAAGAAAGAAGUUCCUGCUGGUGAUGUGAAACCAUGUACUACUGCUGAGUCAAUAGUAUAUGGACUUACAACCGGUGCAAAAUAUGUGAGUUGGGGACUUCUCAAAGGUGCUGAGAAAACUAGUAAUCUCAUGAAUUAUGUAACUCCUAAAAUUAUUUCUAACAUGCGUCCAGCUAAUGAUGCUCAACAAGAAGUUGUAUCUGAAAAAGUAACUUCUGGUAUAAAUGUGGCCAGAAAUGUUACUGGUGCUGCUGUUGAAGUAACUGGAUUUGUUGCUGAUAAAGUGAGUUUGGCUACAGUUGCCUUAGGACGAUUUUUGGCACCUCACAUUCAAAAGCAAGGUACUAAAGUGCUUCAAUCUGGUUUUAAUUUGUCUGAAGAAGAUGCGAAGAGCAAGAUGGGUGGUAUUUUGACUAUGGCUUCUGGAGCAGUUGAAGGAUUUGCUACCGUUUAUUCUGGCUUAGAACAAUCUGCUUCCAUUUUAGGCGAAAACUUCAAAAAUAAUACAGUAAAAGUGGUUGAACAUAAAUAUGGUCAUAAUGCUGGAGAAGUUGUCUCGGGAACUCUAUCUACUGUAGGAAAUGCACUUGCUGUUUCUGAAAAUGUUCAAGGUCUUAAGCCCAAAAAACUUGCCAAGAAAACUGCCAAAGCUGCUGGCAAAGCUGUUAUCGAAAGUGAAGUAUCAGGAAAGUCACCAGAAAACGAUGACAAUCUAAUUGAUGAUAGUGUUAUGUACCCAGAUCUUUCAGAACUCAGUAAACAGUUGCAGAUCUCUGAAAGACGAGCAGAUCUAUGAUUAAGAUAAGUGGUUUUCAAUUGAAAAAAGUAUAAGCUUUCUUACAAUAAUUCAAGUUUGAUAUCAUUUCGGAUGCGUAUUCUAAAUUUAUUUGGUAUUGUUUUAGAGAUCUUGCCCUAUUGCAUUUCUAUUAUUUUAGACAAAAACCAUCAUUUAAGUUGACUGUACUUUACUCUUUUUUAACAAUAGUAAUAGACUUUUAUAAUCAAUAAUUUAUUGAAGGGUUCGGAAAUUAUUUUGGUAAUCCAAUUUAUAUGAAUCUCAUUGUUUUAAUAUCAUUUAUUUUAUUAUUUAUUAUCAUAAAAUCCUUCUUA